Prorocentrum cordatum is the source of this 1929-nucleotide messenger RNA. NCBI's taxonomy places the organism in Eukaryota, Dinophyceae, Prorocentrales, Prorocentraceae. The record is from the annotation of a GenBank genome assembly.
AUGCCGGAGCACCUCGACCCCUUCUGGGGCAGCGUCGGCGCCGCACUCGCCGCACCACGGGUGGUGGCGAACGCGCUGGUCGAUGGCGGACUACCUGGCCUGGAUGCCGCGGGCCUCAACGGGGCGUGGAGGCCACUGCUGUUUGGCUGCCUCUUCUACUGGACGUUGGCCAGGGUUCUGAUUAUGCAGGUCGUCAUCCCGAUGCGGUACGCGCGGGCUCAGGUGUAUGGCCAGAUUCAGCAGUCGUUGAGCGGGCUCAGCGCCUUCCGGCUGAACGUCGUGUACGUGCUGGGGAACAUUUUAAUGCUGAUCUUCUCCUUUCUCAUUCUGGCGCCCAUCGCAGUACUCGAUUCCUGGCUGAAGACCUGGCCGCUAAUGCUACCGGUGUGGCUCUAUCUGCACAACUGCAUCUGGACGCUCGGCGAGUACCUGAGCUCCUCCGAAACAGGCCCUGCACCGAAGCCACACCAGUGGCUCGGCCUGGUGACGCUCGCCUGGUUCCUGCUGGCGCUGGCCUGCGAACGGCCACGGGUGCCGUUCUUUGCCGAGGAUUUCGACCACGAAGAAAUGUUCAAGCAGGUGAUGAAGAAGGGCCCCUUUCAGGCACAGAUGGAGGAACAGCACGGCCUGCUGGCGCGGAGCGUCAGCUUCACCGCCCGCCCGCUGAUGCGGAGGCUCAGCACCCUCUUGAACGUGGAUGCCCAGGAUGUUGAGAGGAAGCGGGAGGUGUUGAGAUGUGGCAGCAUCGAGAGCCAUGGCGGCAAGGUCGGUGACAUGUACAAUCUGGGGCCCGUGGUCCGCGAGGACCUGCUCAAGAGCAGCCUUCAGUUUCUCCAGACGGCCUCGGUGGCACAGCUGCUGAGCAAGCACUUCACGGUCAGGUUCCAGGGCGAGGACGCCAUCGACGCGGGCGGCGUCACGAAGGACUGGUUCGACAGCCUGGCGAGAGAGCUCGCCAGCGGCAGCGAGCAGCACGAGCGCCGCAGGAGCAUCGACGACUUCUUCUCCUCCUCGCUCCUCGCCUGCGCCCCCGACGGCACCCUCCUGCCGCGGCCGAGCGGGUGCCUCGGCGCCGACUGCAGCGAGGCGCAGCGGGAGCAGCUGCGGGCGCGCUGGACGCAGCUUGCCGCCGUGGGGCGCUUCCUCGGCGUCGCGGUCCUGGAGCGCCGGCCCCUGCCGCUGUCCUUCGGGCAGGUGCUCAUGAAGCUCCUGUGCGAGAAGGCCGUGUCCUACAGCGACGUGCGCCACCUGGACAACGACUUCUACAGGCACCGCAUCAUCGGCCUCCUGCAGGAGGGCGGGGUGGAGAGGGCCAGCGCGGCCCUCGGCGAGCCGCUGACCUUCACGUCGGCCCCCACCGACCUGAUGCCCGACACGGUACCUCUGAAGGAGGGCGGCGGGGAGAUUCUCGUGACGGAGGAGAACAAGAUGGAGUACAUCGGACUGCUGUCGGAGGCCCGCAUCUGCGCUGGCCGCAGGCACGAACUCCAGUUCUUCGUCUCCGGGUUCCACGAGGUGAUCCCCGUGGGCGUCCUGAAGCAGGCUGCGGUCGGCCCCGCGGAGCUGUCCCUGCUGAUCUCGGGCGUGCACGAGUACGACGUGGCCGAGUGGAGGAGCUGCGCCAAGGAGACGGGCGACGAAAUUGUCCUGGGCUGGUUCUGGGAGGUGGUCGCGUCCUUCACCGAGGAGCAGCGCGCCCUCCUCUUGAACUUCAGCACCGGCAGCUCGCGGAUCCCGCCGGGGGGAUUCAGGGACAUGUCGCCCCAGUUCCAGGUGCAGGUGCUCGCCACGGACGAGAACCAAGACCGCCUGCCCAGCGCCCACACGUGCUUCAACCAGCUCGACCUUCCGAGGUACAGCUCCAGGGAGCUGCUCGCCGAGAAGCUCGCCCUGGCCAUCUCCCAGCCCGCCCGCUUCGGGCUGGCGUGA